CAACGGAAAAACCCCAAAAAAAAACACCAAAACUCGGUCGACGGCGGACAGACACACUUCGUUCGGCAGUUGGAUGGACCCAACCGCCAAGCUCGCCAAAGCACUUUUCAAGAACUCCGGCAAUCCGAAGCUCGCAUGGCAGCUCUUCAAGCGCAUCCUCUCCUCGCCUCCCUCCCCCGCUCACGCCCCAUGCAUCGCCCGCUCCCUCCCCAUCGUCUCCCGCAUCCUGGUUCGCGCCAGGAUGCUCCCGGAGAUCGACCACCUCCGCGCCCUCAUCCUCUCCUCCUGCCCCGCCGAGUCCCGCCCCUCUUCCCUCGUUUCCCUCGUGAAACUGCUGGCCCGUUCGGGGCUCCCCGCGGCCGCCGUCUCGCAUUUCAAGUCGCUCCGUUCUCGUUUCCCUGACGACCCGCCUCCGGGUCUCGUGUAUAAUUUGCUCAUACGGGCGUGCCUGAGGGAAAACCGUGUGGAUGACGUGUUGUGGCUGUACAGGGAUAUGGUUGUUGCGGGGUUGAGCCCCGAGACCUACACGUUUAAUCUGUUGAUCGACGUGCUGUGCGAGGCGGGCCGGUUGAGUGAUGCCCGGAACUUGUUUGAGAAAAUGCCUAAGAGAGGGUGCAUGCCUAAUGAGUACAGUUUCGGGAUUUUGGUUCGUGGGUAUUGUAGAGCUCGACUCACUGGCCAGGGGUUGGAGCUUUUGAAUGAGAUGAAGAGCUCGGGGAUUGCGCCGAAUAAUGUAGUGUACAAUACUUUGAUUUCUAGCCUUUGUAGGGAAGGUAUGACUGAUGAAGCUGAAAAAUUGGUAGAGAGGAUGAGAGGAGAUGGCUUGUCUCCAGAUAUUGUUACCUUCAAUUCCCGGAUAUCUGCUCUUUGUGCUGCCGGUAAAGUAUUAGAAGCUUCUAGAAUUUUUAGAGAUAUGUUAACAGAUCAAGAGUUGGGCCUCCCUGAGCCGAACACUGUAACAUACAAUCUAAUGCUUCAAGGAUUUUGCAAGGAAGGGAUGUGGGAGGAAGCCAAAACUCUGGGCGAUACGAUGAAGAGAAAGGGUGAGUUGAUGAAAUUGGAGAGCUACAAUAUCCAGUUGUUAGGUUUGAUUAGGAAGGGGAACCUCUUAGAGGCACAGUCAAUAAUAAAUGAGAUGAUUGAAAGUGGUGUUGAACCCAGUAUUUACACAUACAAUAUUGUGAUUGAUGGGCUGUGCAAGAAUGGGAUGUUGUCUGAUGCAAGGACAGUGAUGCAUUCAAUGCAAAGUUCCAGUGUCUCCCCAGAUACAAUCAGUUAUAGCACUUUAGCCCAGGGAUACUGCAGCAAAGGGAAGAUGCGGGAAGCAAGGAAUAUUCUCCAGGAGAUGAUGAAGAGUGGCUGUUUCCCAAACAAUUACACUUCUAAUUUCUUGCUACAUAGCCUCUGGAAAGAGGGUAAGACAUCAGAGGCUGAAAAGUUACUGCAGAAGAUGAAUGAGAGAGGUUAUGGCUUGGAUACUGUCACCUGUAAUAUUGUAAUACAUGGGUUAUGUCUCAGAGGUGAGUUGGAUAAGGCAAUGGAGAUAGUGAGUGGGAUGUGGAGUCACGGAAGUGCUGCUCUUGGAAAUUUGGGGAAUUCUUUUAUUGGCUUAGUUGAUAAUGCCAAUGAUUGCAACAAAUGUUCCCCAGAUCUAAUCUCUUACUCAACUGUGAUUAGUGGUUUAUGCAAGGCCGGUAGGGUAGAAGAAGCAAAGAAGAUGUUUGCUGAGAUGAUGAGUAGAAAAAUACGCCCUGAUUCUGUUAUUUACGAUUCCUUUGUGUACGCUCUCUGUAAAGAGGGAAAACUAUCAUCCGCUUUUCGAGUUCUCAAGGACAUGGAGAAAAAAGGUUGCAGCAGGAGGCUACAAACGUACAAUUCAUUGAUUUUGGGCUUGGGAAGAAAGAAUCAGAUAUUUGAGAUAUAUGGACUUCUUGAUGAAAUGAAAGAAAGAGGGAUACCUCCCAAUGUCUGUACUUUCAAUAAUUUCAUCAGAUGCCUGUGUGAAGGUGGGAGGAUUAAUGAUGCCCCUUCUAUUCUAGAUGAGAUGAUUGAGAAGGGAGUAUUUCCUAAUAUUACUACUUUUAAGAUACUCAUCAGAGCUUUCUGCAAGGCUGGUGACUUUGGACUGGCCCAGGAGAUGUUUGAAAUAGCUCUUAAUAUAUGUGGCCAUAAGGAACCCCUCUACAGCUUAUUGUUCAACGAGUUGCUUGCCGGAAAGGAAAUUGAAGCAGCUGAAGAGUUGUUCAAAGCUGCAAUUAACAGACAUUUUGAUCUGGAAGAUUUUCUCUCUAAUCAUCUCAUCAACAUCCUUUGUAAUGAAGGGAAGAUAGAUGAUGCCAGUGGCAUUCUUAAUAGGAUGAUUGAUAGUGGAUAUGGAAUUGACCCUGCAUCAUUUAUGCCAGUAAUUGAUGGAUUAAGACAUAAAGGAAAUAAAAAGGAGGCUGAUCAACUUGCAGAGAGGAUGAUGGAUAUAGUGUCAAAUGAGAAGGUAGCAGCAAGUAAGGAGAGAACCAUCCACAGAAGACCAGAUAUCCAUAAUGAAUACAAUUGGCAAAGCAUAGUGCAAAGAGAUGAUGGCAGCAGGACUGUCUCCAGAACUCUCAAGGAUAUACAGAAAGGUUGGGGUCAGGGCAGUAUACCAAGUCUGCAGCAAAAGAAAAUGAUUACCUGGAUUUUUGAGAUGAUUAGGAAUUUGUUUUAUUGUUCCUCAGCACCAUAUAGGAUUUUGAAGAGAGAAGAAACAAUGAUUGUCGAGAUGCUUGGCAGCGCAGUAGCUCACUCUCUAAUGAACAUCCUGCGACAACUUUCUGAGUUCUCUUCUCUCAGUUUUUAGACUUUACAGAAGCAGAUGAAUUGGAAGGGUCUAGGCUCCUUUGGAUGCAUGCAGGAGCGGAAUAUUCGUGUCAUGACAUCCAGUGGGCUUCGUUGUGGAGCUAAGAUAAAAUGAAUGCUUGAUGCGUAGCCUGAUGUAUUGCAUCAGUUGAAUGGUGGGGUGUACAUGCCAGCGCUGACCUGAUAAAGAUGAUCUGAUCCCAAUCAGAAGGGAUGAUGAGACAUAAAAAUGCAGCAACUUGACGGCACCACAAAGGAUAUCGUGAGAGAUUGCUCCAUCUGAGAUUUACGAGACGAUCUGCUGUCAAAGAUUCAGAUGGAUUUUUCAAGCUGCAUCUUCUCCUUUUUCUCAUGUUGGACGUGCAUUGUUAAUUCCAAACUCUCAUUCGAGUUUACAUGGAAUUUGAUCUUGGCAUCUGAUGUAUGUUCCACCAAAUGAUGAGUUCAGUUGACAGUACCUUCUUGGAGGACUUAGGAGGGUAAUAGAUCUGUGGCUAUGUAGUAGCUGAUGUAAACAUUCCAUUACUUGUACCUUAGUACCUUAGUCACCCCAAUUUACAGAUACCUGUUGAAGUCACCAAAAUGUAUUGACCCUGAAUGUCAACUACUUGGUGUUCAUCAA
Molecule: messenger RNA, 3454 nt
Organism: Eucalyptus grandis
Lineage: Eukaryota; Viridiplantae; Streptophyta; Magnoliopsida; Myrtales; Myrtaceae
Product: pentatricopeptide repeat-containing protein At2g17140
Exons: 6
Coding region: 74-2833 (919 amino acids)
Molecular function (GO): protein binding
Source: RefSeq, a predicted model, not a curated record